Miniopterus natalensis is the source of this 2862-nucleotide messenger RNA. It is a transcript of the gene SYT17, whose product is annotated as synaptotagmin 17. Gene Ontology annotation, cellular component: plasma membrane; exocytic vesicle. The record is from RefSeq and is a predicted model, not a curated record. Lineage: Eukaryota; Metazoa; Chordata; Mammalia; Chiroptera; Miniopteridae. Gene Ontology annotation, molecular function: clathrin binding; SNARE binding; phosphatidylserine binding. Gene Ontology annotation, biological process: calcium-ion regulated exocytosis.
CAGCGGGGGAGGCCGAGGCGGGGAUCCUGGGCACCUCGUCCCCCAACCUGGAGGGGGCCAGACUCCGAGAGCCGACACGCAGGGAAAGGCAAGGACGGGGCGGCCGGCGGAGGGGCGGGCGCCGCUCAUCAGCCACGCCGGUCACGUCUGGGGCCACCGGCCGCCUUUUCUUCCUUUCCCCCUUUGCUUUCUCCCCCCUCUGCCGCUGGCGGGGGCAAAGUGGCCGUAGCGGCGCCAUGCCCGGGCCGGAGUGAGUCUCGCCGGCGAAAAUGGCGUACAUCCAGUUGGAACCUUUAAAUGAGGGUUUUCUUUCUAGAAUCUCCGAUCUGCUGCUGUGCAGAUGGACUUGCCGGCACUGCUGUCAGAAGUGCUAUGAGUCCAGCUGUUGCCAGUCGAGUGAGGAUGAAGUUGAAAUUCUGGGGCCUUUUCCUGCCCAGACUCCUCCCUGGCUGAUGGCCAGCAGGAGCAGUGACAAGGAUGGGGACUCUGUCCACACGGCCAGCGACGUCCCGCUGACCCCACGUACCAACUCGCCAGAUCGAAGAUGCUCGUCCUCGGACACAUCUAAGUCUACGUACAGCCUGACCCGGAGGAUUUCAAGUCUCGAGUCCAGACGACCCAGCUCCCCGCUCAUCGAUAUUAAACCCAUUGAGUUUGGCGUCCUCAGCGCCAAGAAGGAGCCCAUCCAGCCCUCGGUGCUCAGACGGACCUAUACCCCAGACGACUAUUUCAGAAAGUUCGAGCCCCGGCUGUACUCCCUCGACUCCAACAGCGACGAUGUGGACUUUCUGACGGAUGAGGAGAUCUUGUCCAAGUACCAGCUGGGCAUGCUGCACUUCAGCACCCAGUACGACCUGCUGCACAACCACCUGAUGGUGCGGGUGAUCGAGGCCCGGGACCUGCCCCCGCCCAUCUCCCACGACGGCUCGCGCCAGGACAUGGCGCACUCCAACCCCUACGUCAAGAUCUGCCUCCUGCCAGACCAGAAGAACUCUAAGCAGACGGGGGUCAAGCGCAAGACCCAGAAGCCCGUGUUCGAGGAGCGCUACACCUUCGAGAUCCCCUUCCUAGAAGCACAGAGGAGGACCCUGCUCCUCACCGUGGUGGAUUUCGAUAAGUUCUCACGCCACUGUGUCAUUGGGAAGGUGUCCGUGCCUCUUUGCGAGGUCGACCUGGUGAAAGGCGGGCACUGGUGGAAGGCGCUGAUUCCCAGUACCCAGAAUGAAGUGGAGCUGGGGGAGCUACUUCUGUCGCUGAAUUAUCUGCCGAGUGCUGGGAGACUAAAUGUUGAUGUCAUUCGAGCCAAGCAACUUCUUCAGACAGAUGUGAGCCAAGGUUCAGACCCCUUUGUGAAAAUCCAGCUGGUACAUGGACUCAAGCUUGUGAAAACAAAGAAGACAUCCUUCUUAAGAGGCACAAUUGAUCCUUUCUAUAAUGAAUCCUUCAGCUUCAAAGUUCCCCAAGAAGAACUGGAAAACGCCAGCCUAGUGUUUACUGUGUUCGGCCACAACAUGAAGAGCAGCAACGACUUCAUCGGGAGGAUCGUCAUCGGCCAGUACUCGUCGGGCCCCUCGGAGUCCAACCACUGGCGGCGGAUGCUCAACACCCACCGCACGGCCGUGGAGCAGUGGCACAGCCUCCGGUCCCGGGCCGAGUGUGACCGCGUGUCUCCUGCCUCCCUGGAGGUGACCUGAGGGCUGCAGGGGAGGCGGGUGUCAUUUAUAAAAAAAAGAAAAAAUUAAAGACAAAAAAUGUGUCAUCGUGUCAUCUACCUAUUACAUCCACACCCACCACACACACACACACACACACACACACACACACACACACACCCCAGAUUCUCUCAGACCUGAGAAGAAGCUGACUCUUGAUCACGAAACGGCCACCCUCGAUGAGUGAGGCCUGAGAACUCUCUGGAAGCCCCAUCCGUAGGCUGCGAACUGAGUGCACACUGCUGUGAGACUUACUGGCAGUGUUUGCUCUUGUGACACCCCCCCCCCAAAUGCACUUCCAACCUUCAAGCCAGAGAAAGGGCCUCCCAAACGGUGCCAGCCUCCACCAAGAGAUUUUCCAAGAGUGUGGGGGAGGCCCGGCCCCCGUGCCCAAAAUGCGCACCCACAGGGUGACUUUGGAACAGGCUGCUGUUCCCUGGGGUCCUUCGAACCUGACACCUUCCUCCAGAGUGUGAGUACUUCGUCUCCUGUUUCGUGGACGUGAUAAAUAGAUUAGACUAUUUGGAGAGCCAGUCGGCAACCAAACACACCGCAGUGUAAGAAACCUCUCCUGGCGUAACUGAACUUUUCCUUGUGUUAGCUUACCCCUGGGCACUCCCUGUGGGUGUGUACGUGGGUGUUCUCGUGCGUGUGCCCUUCCAGGUGAACGUGUGUGUGCCUGCGUGUCCCCUCGGUGAGCAAGGCAGCCGCCAGGACCUCAGUCCAGGCCUUCCCUUCUCUCUGCCUCUCCCAUCGGUGAACUCGCACCCAGUGUCCUCCUGUCUGUCAAGACCCCAUCUUCAGUAACCGUAGUGUGUAUCUAUGUCAAGAAAAUAGAACACGAUAGAGCAAAACAGCAUUUUUAUUGACCAAAUCCUGGUGAUUGUGACUCACAGCAGACCUGCAAAGGACAGUGACAUGGACUAAAACGGCCACCACAUCCUCAUUCAGGGAGAGCUCCUUCCCUGACACAUCUGAGGACCUUUCUGUAUUUGUGUGUGAGCCGAAGUCAUUUCUCUUGUGCUAAGGAGUUAGUGUAGUUAGAAUAGAUCUCUCUGUUGGAUGCUUCUGUAUCUUUUCCCACAGCAUAUUGUCUGGUAUACUGGGGAACUAUUUGUUGAAAUUAAAGAUUAUUUAUUUGUGCCAUGCA